Messenger RNA from Aspergillus chevalieri, 2163 nucleotides. RefSeq names its product phosphate-sensing transcription factor PHO4. NCBI's taxonomy places the organism in Eukaryota, Fungi, Ascomycota, Eurotiomycetes, Eurotiales, Aspergillaceae. The transcript has 3 exons. The record is from RefSeq and is a predicted model, not a curated record. The coding region runs from base 1 to 2163 and encodes 720 amino acids. Gene Ontology annotation, molecular function: protein dimerization activity.
AUGGACCCUGAACCGUCGCUGUCGUUGUGGCAGGACCAUCUCCAAGAUGAGUCGCUCAUGCCGGCCGGAGACGACGACUUCACCAAUUUCCUCGAGUUUGGAAUGCCCUUCUCUCCCCAGCAGCAGCAGCAGCAGCAGCAACAACAACAACAGCAACAACAACAACAACAGUCACUUCCUCCUCGUUCGGUUCCUGGGAACCCUUCUGCGACCGCUUCAGACCAGUUCGUUCGCAUGGACACCAAUGAUCCCACCUCUGCUUCACUCCAUCCCCACACAGGCAACACCAGCGGUCAUGAUGUCUCCGGUUCGCCUUCGUCAGGCUUGUCGAUGCCUUCCUACUCUACUACAACGGCUGUCAUGACUCCCGGGUUUUAUGCCCAGGCGCAGCAGUCCUCCCAUUUUCAAGAUCACCAGCAUUUACCGCAACAACAGCCACAGGAACCGUCACAGCAGCCGGCGAGUUCGCAUUAUCACAUUCCCAAUGGCCAAACCAUAAUUCCACCGACCCCCAACAGCAUUGAAUUACAUGGCAACGCGGCGCAGUAUCCGCAACGAGUGGACGAGUAUGAACAGGCGUACUACACUCCUCUUAUUUCCCCUGCAAUGACACCUUUGGAAACUCAGUUCCGCCUCCCAGAAUACACCAUUCCUGGAGAGUAUUUCACCCCUCUCACGUCUCCAGCUCUCGAAGCCCAGAACGCCAAUUCCAGUAACGGCUACCCGUUCCCGCAAGGAGGACCUCAAAUUCCAGAUAUGGGCUUCUUGCAGUCCCCCGCUGACCAUGCCCUUCCUGCAUCAUCGACACCUUCCUCGCCCGGCCUCCUUCGCACCAAACACCGCCGUCAUCCUUCGACGACCAAUCGAUUCUCUGCGCGAGCUAAGAAACAACAGUCGCCAUCUGUGCGGCCCCAAGCGCGCAAGAAAUCGCUCCUCAGUAUCAAUCCCGAUGAGAUGCUUAAUGAUCUUGGCCAGGAUGAUCGGGCCAGGCACCAGCCCAACGGUGGUAGCGGAGGAGGAUAUCAGUUCGGGAGCAACGAAAGUUCGCAGGACUCAGUGUCUCCUGAGCCCCUCUCGGAACCAUUGAUGCCCCCGCCCGCGAUUCCUCAUGCACGCAGGUCUCCGGCAAUUGCUCCUCAGACAUCCCGAUCGCAGGCUAACAACGCGCCCGCAACGCCCGCAAUGUUGAUGCGUAUUCAACGAUCGCAGCAACAGAGUCAAGAUUCGACUGGUCAAUUUACUGGCCAAGCGAAACUGGUGCCCGGUAGCGAUUCACAUGAUGAUAUUAUGACUGAUGUCGUCCUUCCCGAGGCUUCUAUAUCUGCUGGGCCCCGUCCAAAGAUGGCUCGUAUCGAUACGACUAUCCACUCGGGUGUCCCUACACCAGCAGCAUCAACCAGCGCGACCCCCGCGUUGGAACCCAAGUCCGCCCCAGUGGCACCCAGUCCGCGAUCAGUUGCCAUGCCGUCGCCUAGUGGACCGAUUGCCAAAAAGUCUGGAACGCCUAAACUUGGUCCAUCAAGUAGAAAGCGGCCAAGCCUGAGCUCAGCGCAACCCAGUCCGCAAAUACGUCCCAAGAUCAGCCCUAAUAUUCAACCCUUGGUACCACGUGGCGAUGGCGUCUCGAGUGAAACAUCUGCUUUGUAUCUGGCAUCUAAAUCCAAUUACCAACACAUUUUGGACGGAACACUCUUGCCGGGUGUAUCAUAUCCCGAGACCUUAGCUGAGAAUCUGAGUUCGAAACGCACAAACCACAAACUUGCCGAACAAGGUCGCCGGAAUCGAAUCAACAAUGCUCUUAAGGAAAUCGAAGGCCUGAUUCCUGUGGAGUAUGCAAAGAUGAAGAUCGCCAGAGAGGCUGCGGCUUGCAACGUCAAGCCCAGCGACAAGGAGAAGGAGAAAGCCGGAAAUCAAGCAAUCAGCAAGGCUAGUACGGUUGAAAUGGCCAUUGAUUAUAUCAAAUCGUUGCAGCAUGAAUUGGCAGGCACGAGGUUAAAGCUGGCGGCAGCGGAAGCCCGACUUGGAGAGAAAGAAGGUUCAGAAUCGAGCAAAGAUGGCUCGCGUUCUGGGUCGAAUGAAGAAGCCACCACCAAUAGUAAAUCGACAGAGGUUGCCAGUCCAAAUGUCCAGAGCGAUGGAAGUUCUGCAGCUGCGUCCUCAUGA